Limanda limanda (common dab) is the source of this 2168-nucleotide messenger RNA. RefSeq names its product perforin-1-like. Gene Ontology annotation, biological process: immune response. Bases 342 to 1853 code for a protein of 503 amino acids. Gene Ontology annotation, cellular component: membrane attack complex. Lineage: Eukaryota; Metazoa; Chordata; Actinopteri; Pleuronectiformes; Pleuronectidae. The transcript has 5 exons. The record is from RefSeq and is a predicted model, not a curated record.
UAGCCUAGUACGCCUGCGCACCAUCAAGAUAGAACCAAGUCUGGACCACGGCAACCCCGCCUCGUUAUUGACCAAUCCUUUUUCUACCAACUGUUAUAAAUAUUACCACCGCCGUCCAUUGGGUGAAGUGUUGACGACUUUGUUGCUAAAUCUGGCAACUUUCCAAAUCCUCAUGGCGACUUUUUUUUGUCAAAAGCAACUAGCGACAAAUCUAGCGACUUUUUCUGGUGUUUUGGAGACUGACGUGGAAGCACGUAUCGUUCUGCAGUUCCGGUCCUCAACGAGCAGUGGGUGCUGCCGUGAGCCCCUCCGUCGUCCCAGAGGACUAACAGGCGGUCACCAUGCCAGAAGGAAAACAUCAACAGAGCAACUUCAUUCUGUUGAUAAUGGCUUUGUCAGUCAUGUUGGAGGUCUGCAGGGUCCAUGGCUGUCGGACUGGCUCUGGAUCAGAGUGUGAAGAAGCUCCUUUUGUCCCAGGCCACAACCUGGCAGGAGAGGGCUUCGAUGUGGUGCGGAUGCGUCGAACGGGCGCGUAUGUCAUCAACGUCGAAGCUCACCUGGCUGAAAACCGCACCUGCACACUGUGUCCCAACCGGUUCCAAAACGGACAGAUUCAGAGGCUUCCAGCGGCGGUGGUGGACUGGCAUCCCCUCAGCGGCUGCAAUCAGCAGCUUUCUAGUGCCCUGCACCACUCGGUGGACUCCCUGCUGCGCAGCUCCAACUCCCUGGUUAACAACAACUGGAAGGUGGAAUUGGGCCUCGACAAUGUUGGCACAGGAGUGCUGGGAGGAAGCAGAUCAGAACUGGCAGUGUUUGCUGGUCAACAGCACUGUGGGGAAAAGGUCACUUUUGCCACCCAUGAAAUCAGUUGCACCUACUACAGCUACAGGCUGGCUGAUCAUCCCCAGCUGAGUACAGAAUUCACAAAGCAUCUGAACCGACUCCCACCAAGUUUAAACACAAGCCAGGACAGAGUCGAGUACAGACGUCUGAUAGACACCUAUGGAACUCACUAUAUACGCCAGGUCCAACUUGGUGGAAAGGUGAAGCGAAUCACUGCCUUCAGGAACUGUGUGGCCACAAUGAAGGGUUACUCAGAGUCUGAGAUCGAUAACUGCCUGAACUACGAACUCCGAAUGGCUCUAGGUUUCCUCCCUGUUAAUGCUUCCUUCUCCAACAAGUGUGAAAACAUCCUGAAGGGCAAUAUGAGCAUGGGCUCCUACCAAGCCUUCAUGACUCACCAGACCGAGGUUAUCGGGGGGGGAGUGGGGGACAUCCUCCACCAGCAAGAACCAUCUGAAGCGUACCGCAGCUGGAUGAACAGCCUCCACGACAACCCUGACGUAGUUUCCUACGCCAUCCUCCCUCUGCACCGUUUGGUGAAGGACUCGCAGAUCAGUGCCAAUCUGAAAAGCAUCGUCACUGACUACAUUAAAGAGAACCAGCUGCAGGUGGGACAUCCUGAUUCUAAGAGCAGUUCCCUGACUCCUAACCUGGUUCGCAACGGUCGUCCAAAAAGGGCUGUGAUAGGAACCCUCAGAGUGAAGAUCAAACAUGCUGCAGGCCUGAAUUCGGACCCCUUCUCAAAAACAGACGCCUACGUGAAAAUCAUCUACAAUGGCAGGACCCAGAAAACUUCCACGAUAAAUGAAAGAAAUUACCCAGUGUGGAAUGAUGUAUUUUAUUUUGAUUACGUUGACUGCUCUGAUAAGUUGUUUGUGGAAGUCUGGGACGCGGAUGUACGCUAUGAUGACCUGAUUGGGAGAAGUUAUGUGUAUCUUGAGAAGGGAUCUUGGGAAGUGAUCAGUGAGCUCAGUGAAGGAGCUCUCUACUAUGAGUUCACCGUCAGAUGAGAUGCUCACUUGACAGGCUUCAGGUGUGGAAGCUACUCCCCCGAUGCUGAGUAGGUUGUUAGGUGACAAUGUUUCAACAUGGAUGUAGAUAUACAUAUAGAUAGAUGAUGUUUAAGUGUAAUAUAUUUGGCAUUUUAUAAUUGCAUGUAAACUAUAAACAUAAAAAUGUCAUAUUAUUAUCUUGUAGUAAACAUGAAUUAAACCAGAAACCAGGUGUCUUCUAUGUAAACAAUGUCUUGUAAUGUUUCUGUAUUAAUCAACCAAAGUCAAUGUCCUUCUACAUCCAUCGUACAUAACCAAAUAAAGACAUGUCGA